Doryrhamphus excisus (bluestripe pipefish) is the source of this 19387-nucleotide messenger RNA. RefSeq names its product gamma-glutamylcyclotransferase a (gene ggcta). Gene Ontology annotation, molecular function: gamma-glutamylcyclotransferase activity. The record is from RefSeq and is a predicted model, not a curated record. Lineage: Eukaryota; Metazoa; Chordata; Actinopteri; Syngnathiformes; Syngnathidae.
UGACAGGAUUGGUUACUUCACGUUUCAUUCAUUUCCACCUACUCCACAGUUGGAGUAUUUUACUUUGAAAGUGUAACCGGAAGUGCGUGACUCAUUCAAGGAAGUCAACACUCGCUGUUAGCUAACCGUGUGCCGACUUAACCUAAGGGCAAUGGGAGUGUUUAUCAACAAAGUCGCCGCUUUGAGGCAGUUGCCGGGUCUUGUUUGCUAUGCUAACGUGUUAGCUGCGUGCUACAUGUGCUGGAGCGGGCUAGCGACGCUCAACAUGACGGAAGCCGCCGCCGACGACGACGAGGGAACCUUCGCGUAUUUCGCUUUUGGGAGCAACUUGUUAAAGGAGAGACUACAGCUGGCGAACCCUUCGGCGACAUUCUUUUCCACGGCUCAACUGAAGGACUACAAACUGGAUUUUGGCCUGUGGGGGGCCAACGUGGGGAACAACUGGCACGGAGGCGUGGCCACCAUCCGGGAGAGUCCAGGCUCGGAGGUGUGGGGGGUGGUCUGGACUCUGAACAACGACAACCUGGGCAGCCUGGACGAGCAGGAAGGAGUCGGGGAUGGACAAUACUCUCCACUGGAAGUGUUAGUAGAGAGCAGCCAUGGACCAAUCAUGUGCAGAACGUACCAGAUGAACAACUUCCAUGCGUGUCUUCCCUCCCCGCAGUACAAACACGUGGUGUGUCGGGGUGCUGAGCAGAACGGACUCCCCGUGGAAUACCGCAGCAGGCUGCAGGCCGUGGAGGCCAACAACUACACGGGGCCCUCCAUCUUGGAUCGCAUCAAAACAGACGGGCAUUAGUUUUGCAUGACAGUAAGAACCAACCAACGAUGCUGUGAAUAAAACGACCACAUCCUCAGAUGUGUUGGUGGUGUCUGAGGCAGCGGAAGCGGAUUUUCGAGGACCUAGCAUCCUUGGAAUCCCGAUGGAAAAGGUUUGGACAAUUAAGUCAAAUUAAGUCAUUAAAAAAAAAAAAAGAAAUAAUUAAUUCCAAACAACUAUGAAAUUUGACAGAACAUACAAUAAAUUAUUUCAGAUAACAUUUUAUAUGUUAAGUAUUCAAACUUUGAAAAGAUAAGUUUAUUAUGGAUGUAACAAUGAAGUCUUAUUUUAACAAAUUUGGAAAGCCUUUUCCGACCCACUUAAGGAAAUGUAGAAAAACAAAAAUACAACAGGAAAAUAUGUAGUACUAUAUGUAUCGUAGUACGGUAUAUAUAUAGUACUAUAUAUACAAAUAAACGACAUAGCAUCAGUACAUAUGUUAAGUAGGUCAUACAUGUGGACUACAAGACAUCUGACUCAGUGGGUACUUCAUUCUAAGCAGGGGUGUCCAAAGUGUGGUUCUGGGGACAAUAUUUUAUAUAUAUAAAAAAUUGAUGAAAAUAGAAAAAAAAAAGGAUUUUCCAUUCAAAAUAUUGAAUGAAAAAGAUGCUCCUUUUGUGUCCCGCCUGCGACAUUGACGCCAUGUCACCCUGAGCCGACUUGUAAACCAACAUUCCCGUUCCCAAAGGAAGACGUUUCAAACGCUCGUCGUACCAAAUUCUCCACAAUGACAGAAAAAAGUAUCGAGCACACCAAAAAAAACAACUUAUCAGCCACCUGAAACGCCAGCGCCACAGCGUCUGAAAAGUUGCAAAAAAGGUUUACCAGAGACCUCCAUAUUGACCUCAGCAUGUGCCCGAAUACGGUGCACCUUGCUGGGCCACAGCAGGCGGCACUUCCCCUCUCUACUCUGGUUCUUCUGGUAGUAGUCGUGUUGUUUUAGUCCUAAUUUACUUCCUGGUGUGCACCAACUAUACUUGGGUUGUCGGUACCGUGGUUUGGUAAAAGAAGAUAGCGUGCAUCUGGACUGAUGAUUGAGAUAUAUUUAAUAGCUUAGCAUAUGUUGACCUACACUGGAGUGGAGUGGGUUAGCAUGUUUGUGUAAAAAAAACAAAACAACAAAAGUGUUUCUUUUGGCGGUCUUCAGCAAUGAACGCUGUAAAUAAAAAACUCCACCACCAUUUUAGAAAAGCAAACCAGGUGACUGAAAGCGACAAGAAGGUCCAGAAGUUUAAGAAGUUCUAACCGUACUCUACUUCCAUGUUGAGGUGAUGAUGGAUAUGAAAAAGAAUCUGGUAGAAAAAGGUUGAAAGAAAAGGUAGCAGGAGAAAGGCAGUGCUUUUAUUGUGAAGAAACAGUCAAGAAGAAGCCUCAGGUCACCAAACGCCGCCAUGAAAGGUCCGUUUCAGCCGUCCUGCUCCAUGGGCACCUCAUCCGCCAUCUUCUCAUUCCCGCUUUCAUCCAUCGGCUCCACCACGUCCUCGCCAGUUCCUGUCGUCGCCUCCGUGGCGUCGACCGGUGGCGGUUCAGUCUCCGGCUCCGCCUCCCGCAGCUCAGCGGGCCGCUGCUCGGGAACGUGUAGCCGGUGCUGAAGCUGCGCCAUGCGGGCCAUGUUGAAUCCCAGCAGCACGGCGGCUGAGUUCCUCUUGAGGCUUUUCAGACAUCGGCUGCGUUUGGCGCUGAAGAGCGCCACCGCCUCCGCCUUGGUCAGCGCCAGGCGGCGGCACAGCUCCUCGGUCUCGGCUCGGCAGGCGUACGGGUUGACGUUGAAGUACUUGGUGAUGAAGUCCCGUCGCUCGUCGGGGCCGCUGCGGUCCAGCGGGGUGGGCUCCAGCGCCAGUUUGAUGUUGGGGUCGCUCUGGACUUCGGGUUCGGGCGGCGGCAGCAUCGUUACGCGAUCAUGCUCUCGCUUCUUGCGCAUGGCCGCCUUCUGCUCCCGUUCCCGCUUGUUGAACUCCAUGACUUCCUUCAAGGCGGCUUCCAACCUUCUGGUGGACUGCAUCUCCUCCUCGCUCUGCUGCGGAGACGCCCCUCCCGCCGCUGCUGCUGCUGCCGCCGCCACCACCGGCACCGGGGUCACAACACCAGGAGCUCUGCUUGCCGUUUGUUUGACCCCUUGUGGCAUUUGAAGGAAGUACAGUCCCGAAGGCUGGCGGGGCGGCUGAACAGCUUUGGGAAGCGGCGGCGGGGGCGGCGCUGUAAUUUUCGGCGGUUUGGGUGAACUGCGGCAUCGCUGAAUGUGCAGCAUCACGGCCUGCUGCGUGACCUUGCCCGUGUAGACGCCGUUGCAGUAGAUGCACUUGAAGGCCUCGGUCUUGAGGAUGGCGUGGAUGGUGGGCGCCACAAAGUGUUUCUGCUUCAGGUGCUGCAGGUGCUUGGACUCCUCCUGGAACUUCUCGUCGCAGAAGGGGCAGGAAGUGGUGUUGACCUUGACGGGGGCGGGGCACACUUCGGGCUGGUUGCUGGGCUGCAGCUUGACGUAGAUGAGCUCCAGGGAGUUGGUGACCAGCGCCAGGUUGACCUCGCACUCGCCCAAGACUUCCUUGGGCGCGGUGGUGGAGACGUCAAAGUACGGGAAGAGGAUCCCGGCGUUGCCUUUGGUGUAGAUCUUGUAGUUCUGCCGCAGGAAGUCGCAGUAGAGCUUCCCGGUGGGGUUGUGUUGCCUGACGUGUUCGAUGAGCUGCUUGACGGAGAAGAAGGUGACGGCGCAGUAGAGACAGCAGAGUCCGUGUAGCAGAUGCUGAAGGACGCUCUUUUCCGACAGAAGAACUUUGCAUGUUAAACAUUUGAGCGUUUUAUCCGGCAUCUUCUUGAGGAACGCCGCCCGCCCCGCGAGGCUCUCCGACCUGGAAGCGGUGGACUUGCUCUGGUGGGCCACCUCGAUGUGCAUGUCGAAGACGUUGGAGGGGAAGAGUUCGUUGCAAAGCGGGCAGGUGAUCCACUUCUUGGUUUGGUUGGCCGAGUUGGCCACGGGCUCCACGGGCUUGGGAAGGGCGGCCGGGUUCUGGGACGCCGGCACCGCUACUUGGAGUGGGGCGAAGGUAUAAGUGGGCAUGCCGUUCACCCUGUUCCCGGUGGGGAUCAGGUGACUGAGCAGCGACUGCGACGUCAGCAUGGUGCCCUGCAGGGUCACCUGGUUUGCCGGCGGGUUCUGCACCACCACGGCGGGUUUGGGCACCGAACCGGACAUGUUGGCCUGCAGGCCAGACGGGAUGAGGAUGGACUGCGUUUGAGGCGGCGCCACGGCCACCGGCGCCUGCUUCAGGGAUACGUUGGACACGCCGGGAAACUGAACCAGCGACGACCCCCGCAGGGCGAUAGUGGCACCGGGCUGGAGCAAACCUUUAGCCUCGGCGCUCGCUAGCUGCACCAGCGCCGACGCCUGCGGUGGAAGAAAAGCCUGGUUGCCGCCGGGGGCACAGAUGAGAGCGGCGCUGUUGGGCCCCCCCUGCAGCUGCUGCAGCUGCUGCAACGCCACCACGGUGCCGCCAUGUUGCCCGUUGCUGGGCACCACGAAGGACUUACUGUUCAGCACCUGGCCCUGCUGCGGCCGCGGCGCGAUGCUCGGCAACGUGACGAACACGCCGUUGCCGUUGGGCGCCGCUUUGACAACGUUCUUGUUCUCGAAAAUCAUAGUCUGCACCUGCGAGUUGACGGUGUAGUGUUUGGGCUCCACCAGCAUGUGGUGCAACAUCUGGUCCAGCGUCCCCGUGUUCACCUUGCACAUCUUGCAGCAGUACAUCUUGACCGAGGAGCCCGGCACCGGGUACCGGUACCCGAUGUAUUCGUCCGUCAGGCUCUCCAUGUGCUUGAGGAUGAUGUGCUUCUUGAUGGCGAAGAUGGAAUGCGUGGGGAAGCCGCACUUCCUGCACUGGUAGCGCUCGUUGCCCCGGUGCACCGCCUCCCCGGGCUGCGGGCCCAUGCCCCUGCCGGCGUGGAAGAACAGGAUGUGCUUUUUGACCACGCGGGGGUGCGCCACGAAGACGCAACGCUGGCAGGUGGUCAGCGCGCACAUGGUCUGCAAGCACUCGUGGCAGCGCGCCACGUGGUUGCGGUAGUGGAAGAUGUUCUGCGACGAGUACUUGCACAUGGCGCAGCACAUGGUUCUGGUCCGAUAAGGCCACUGGGCAGACCAGAUAACACAACAGUGAAGAAGACCAUUUGUCCGUCAACACCGACACACGCCAAGGUCUUUCAAGGUCACCUUCUUUCGUAGUCGGCCGUGGUAGCCGUCGAUGAAGUCGCUCCACUCGGUGCCCUUGAAAGGAUCCGCUUCCUCCGGGUCCUGAUCGGGGUUUUCAUCCUGCUCCUGUAAGGAGCACACUUUCACAACGUGGCCUCGUUCCGUGACAGACAUAAAUAUAGUGAUAUAGGCUGGCCACAACAAAAGGCCCAACUAUUUUGUACGCCAAUAUAAUACGCAAACCGAAAAAAAGUAUGCAAACCAGGGCGUGCGCUAACCGAGGUUCCACUGUAUUUUUUUUUACUGCAUAGGUUAUUGUUUUUGAUUACUUUCUACAUAAUACGCAAACCGAAAAAAGUAUGCAAACCGGGGCGUGCGCUAACCGAGGUUCCACUGUAUUUUUUUUUUUUACUGCAAUUCUACAUUUUGUUACUGCAUAGGUUAUUGUUUUUGAUUACUUUCUACAUAAUACGCCAACCGAAAAAAGUAUGCAAACCAGGGCGUGCGCUAACCGAGGUUCCACUGUAUUUUUUUUACUGCAAUUCUACAUUUGGUACUGCAUAGGUUGUUUUUGAUUACUUUCUACAUAAUACGCCAACCGAAAAAAGUAUGCAAACCAGGGCGUGCGCUAACCGAGGUUCCACUGUAUUUUUUUUUACUGCAAUUCUACAUUUUGUUACUGCAUAGGUUAUUGUUUUUGAUUACUUUCUACAUAAUACACCAACCAAAAAAAGUAUGCAAACCAGGGCGUGCGCUAACCGAGGUUCCACUGUAAUUUUUUUUUUUACUGCAAUUCUACAUUUUGUUACUGCAUAGGUUAUUGUUUUGAUUACUUUCUACAUAAUACGCAAACCGAAAAAAGUAUGCAAACCGGGGCGUGCGCUAACAGAGGUUCCACUACUAUUUUGUUUGACUGCAAUUCUACAUUUUGUUACUGCAUAGGUUAUUGUUUUUGAUUAUUUUGUACAUAAUACGCCAACCGAAAAAAGUAUGCAAACCAAGGCGUGCGCUAACCGAGGUUCCACUGUAUUUUGUUUGACUGCAAUUCAACAUCUUGUUACUGCAUAGGUUAUUGUUUUUGAUUACUUUCUACAUAAUACGCAAACCGAAAAAAGUAUGCAAACCAGGGCGUGCGCUAACCGAGGUUCCACUGUAUUUUUUUUUUACUGCAAUUCUACAUUUUGUUACUGCAUAGGUUAUUGUUUUUGAUUACUUUCUACAUAAUACGCCAACCGAAAAAAGUAUGCAAACCAAGGCGUGCGCUAACUGAGGUUCCACUGUAUUUUGUUUGACUGCAAUUCAACAUCUUGUUACUGCAUAGGUUAUUGUUUUUGAUUAUUUUCUACAUAAUACGCCAACCGAAAAAAGUAUGCAAACCAAGGCGUGCGCUAACCGAGGUUCCACUGUAUUUUGUUUGACUGCAAUUCAACAUCUUGUUACUGCAUAGGUUAUUGUUUUUGAUUACUUUCUACAUAAUAUGCCAACCGAAAAAAGUAUGCAAACCAAGGCGUGCGCUAACCGAGGUUCCACUGUUUUUUGUUUUUUUUUUACUGCAAUUCUACAUUUUGUUACUGCAUAGGUUAUUGUUUUUGAUUAUUUUGUACAUAAUACGCCAACCGAAAAAAGUAUGCAAACCGGGGCGUGCGCUAACCGAGGUUCCACUACUAUUUUGUUUGACUGCAAUUCUACAUUUUGUUACUGCAUAGGUUAUUGUUUUUGAUUACUUUCUACAUAAUACGCCAACCGAAAAAAGUAUGCAAACCAGGGCGUGCGCUAACCGAGGUUCCACUGUAUUUUGUUUGACUGCAAUUCUACAUUUUGUUACUGCAUAGGUUAUUGUUUUUGAUUACUUUCUACAUAAUACGCCAACCGAAAAAAGUAUGCAAACCAGGGCGUGCGCCUCUCAUUCUGUGUGGAAGUGGUAAGGUUUUGAAUUAUUUCCUUGGGGAACACGGAAAUAAUUCAAUAAUUUCCGUGUUCCCCACGCCGUCUGAAACACUUCAGAAUAAGUAAAUCGAAGAGGCUAACUAGUUAGCUUGCUAUGCUAUGCUGCAGUGACGCCGUAGCCUGCACAAUGUGAUGUAAAGACUGUCGAGUUUCUGUGCUCGAGUUUCAAACUACCAAAAGUUACGUUUAUUAAUAUUGCAACCAGGCGGCACGAUGGUCGAGUGGUUAGCGCACAGACCAGGGUUCAAUUCCACCCUCGGCCAUCUCUGUGUGGAGUUUGCAUGUUCUCCCCGUGCAUGCGUGGGUUUUCUCCGGGUACUCCGGUUUUUCCUCCCACAUUCCAAAAACAUGCUAGGUUAAUUGGCCACUCCAAAUUGUCCAUAAGUAUGAAUGUGAGUGUGAAUGGUUGUUUGUCUAUAUAUGCCCUGUGAUUGGCUGGCCACCAGUCCAGGGUGUACCCCGCCUCUCGCCCAAAGACAGCUGGGAUAGGCUCCAGCACCCCCGCGACCCUCGUGAGGAAAAAGCGGUAGAAAAUAAAUGAAUAUUGCAACCAACUUUGCAGAAAUCCACUUGAGUGAUUGGCCUUUUAUUGUGGCCAGCCUGAGGCAGUCCUGUGCAGUAAUCAUGGGAACAAUAUGGUGGUUUCUAUUAUAGUGUUUUUAUUAUUUUCCACAUUAUGUGGCAUUAUGAAUAUUAUUAGCACGCUAUCUUAGCUAACAAUGUCUGAAAAGUGAGUGUAGCGUACUUCCUUGUUAAGUUCCUGUUAGAUGAACUAAAUAGACAUAACUCCUUCAACCAGCUUGUCUUUUUGUUAUGAUUUUUAACGAGGACGAUGAAGACAAACCUUGAGGAAGUUUUGGCAGUCCUCCAAGCCGAUGUCACGCAGGACAUGUUUGACCGCCUUGCGCGCCUUUCGGAUCUUCUCGAGAUUCCCGACCGGAAGCUGAUACAUUUUUCCUCACGUAUCCUGCAGGGAGAAAGUAUUCGCAUUUAGAUCGACCGCACGUUUGUUGACGUCUUUUUUUAAUAUUUACGUCAAACUUUUGAUCGGUUUCUGUAGCACCACGUGGGAUCGCCAUGGCGCUUGUGAAUCUACUUCCUGUGUGGUUUUGCAGCCCGUUUAGGUGGCGUAAUCGCCAAAACAGAAGUCUAUAUUCUUUAAUAUAAGUGUGUGCGUGGCGAGCAAGGCCGUUACCAUGCCAACACAAACACCGCUCCAUAGUCAUAGACAUUUAUGAAUAUAUUCAUUUCCAAGAUGGCGGCACAUAGCCAUGCCUCAUCGCUUACCUUACCUUUGACCCCUUGUUUGCGGAAGCCAAUGAUCAAUCAAUCAAUCAAGCAAUGGGUUCCAACAAGUGCAAAGUGUGUGCCCCCUGGUGGCUGUAAACAGCAUCAGGGGACGACUUCCGGUGCUGGGUGAGCGAUGUGACGUCACUGCCACAUUUUUGUAGAAGAAGCCAAUACUUCCAGCGUUAUAAUAUAUUUAUACUCAGUAAAGUACUGUGGUAUACUUUCACGUGUGAUGUUUCGUGUAUUUGUACAACGAAACAUGACAAUGACAGCCAUUUUUUUGGCCGUGGCACGUUCACGCACACAUGAUGAUAAUCUGUCCCAACUCGGCAAAAGGUUGCAUUUUUUAUUAUGUUUUGCCAAACGAGGCGUUCAAAGACACUAAAAAGAGUUACAAUUCCACGACACAUAAAACUAUCCACGUAAAUACGAUGCUCGCCGUGAGUGAUUGGCAGCAUCACGCCUCCUCCCGGCGGACAUUUACCUGCUGGUGUCGGCUCCAAAGUAGCGUCGGUGUCCUCCUCCUCCUCCUCCACCUCCGACGAGGAGCCCCACUUCCCGUCCCCGGUCCGUGAAACAACAACACUGCUUCGCCGCUACCAGCGACACUCAUCCGAGCCGCAUCCGGGGUUGUCCGCCGGCCGCUCCGAUACUUAAAGACGUCGGUUGGGGCGGUGCUGCUUCACCGGAGACGAAGACAAUCGCUAUUUUUUUUUUUCGCCACGGCCUUUUUGUCCCUUUCUUCGCCGUAACGGAAAAAAAUGGCGCUCAAGUUCAGGAUCUGACGUAGUGGCGGCCUCAUUUGCAUACAGCACGAACCGACCAAUAGGAGACUUCUGGCUUUGUUUGCUAAAUAAGUUUUUAUUACCAUUUCAACAAAGUCCAGGUAACUCCCGGAGAGUCCAGGUGAAAAUUUUCUUAAUUAACUUCACACUUUGAUGACAUACCUGACUUGCUAAUUGGAUUUAUGGCUCCCACAGCAACAUAGCUAAGUGUAGGGGGCGUGGCCACAGAGGCCAUGAUGGGAUCGUCACGUGGUACAUGACCCACUGCUGGUCCAAUGAGCUGCGAGGAAAAUGAGCUAAAUGGGCGGUGCUUCGUCUGCUGACGUCACAUCAUGCUACUUUUAUUGGCCAAUGGCUGGCGGCCACCAUUUUGUCAGGAGGAGUCAAACUCACUGCUUGAAUUCAUUGGCUGACCUAAAAUGAGGCUAGCUAUUAGCGCAACACGUUUAGCGAAAAAAAGAACAUUUUUAAAAAGUGUUAAAAAGUCUAAAUAAUUUUUUUAAAAACAAAUUUUGCGUUUGCGAAAACUUUGUCACACGUAAACGUAUUUUUAAUACAACAAAUGGCAACUUUCGCGUUUAUGUAAACAAAACAUCAUUUUCAACGAAACGUGCCAAAUAUGGCAACUGUUGCAUUUACGUUAAACAUCAUUACUUCCAAUUAGACAUUUUUACCAUAUAUGGCCGUGUUUACGUCAACUCGUCUUUUUUUAAAUCAAAUAUGGCAACUUAGUAUGCUCGGAUGGUCCAACUAAAACGGCUUUUUUUUAACCACAUUUGGCAACUUACGCUUUAAUACAAAGCUCAUAACUUCCAACAAAGUGUUUUUUUCCCAACAAAUGUUGGGAAAACAAAUUUUUAUUUUAUAAAAAUAAACAUUUUUUCUGGUAUUUGUUUCACCAAACAUGGCAGGUUUUACACUUACGUUAGUUGUUGUUUUUUUUACCAAAUAUGGCAACUUUUGCGGCCGCACGAGUGGUUAGCAAAUUGGCCCCACAGUCAUGGUGAUGGGAAGACCCGGGUUGGACUCUCCACUUGGACAUCUCUGUGUGGAGUUAGCAUGUUCUCCCCAUGCUUCCUCCCCCAUUCCAAAAACAUGUUAGCUUCAUUAGCCGAUGGUUGUUUGUGUGUAUGUGCCCUGGGAUUGGCCGGCUGGGGUAGGCUCCAGCAUACCCCCACCCUAGUGAGGAUAAGCGGCAUACAAAAAAGGAACAUUGUCUGUGGUCAUCUUCAUAUCUUCCUACCUUUCCAUUAUUAUUAUUAUUUAUUCCAAAUUAUUAAAAUUAUUUGUGCAAUUUACUGUUUACGCUGUACAUUGUUCAUAUUUGAUGUCAUCAAUUUAUCCUCCACGUUGUUAUUAUUAUUAUUUUUAUUAUACGGGAGCCAGGCAACGACAUUUCAUUGGCAAUUUCACUGCUGUGUUAUUAUUGGCCUUGACAUGGCCUAGACAUGGCCAAGACAUGGCCGAGACAUGGCCUAGACAUGGCCUAGACAUGACCUAGACAUGGCCUAGACAUGGCCUAGACAUGACCUAGACAUGGCCUAGACAUGACCUAGACAUGGCCUAGACAUGGCCUAGGCAUGGCGUAGACAUGACCUAGACAUGGCCUAGACAUGACCUAGACAUGGCGUAGACAUGACCGAGACAUGGCCUAGACAUGGCCUAGACAUGACCAAGCCAUGGCCUAGACAUGGCCUAGACAUGGCCUAGUCAUGGCCUAGACAUGGCCUAGACAUGGCCUAGAUAUGGCCUAGUCAUGGCCUAGUCAUGGCCUAGACAUGGCCUAGACAUGGCCUAGACAUGACCUAGUCAUGGCCUAGACAUGGCCUACACAUGGCCUAGACAUGGCCUAGACAUGACCUAGUCAUGGCCUAGACAUGACCUAGACAUGACCUAUCUAUCUAUCUAUCUAUCUAUCUAUCUAUCUAUCUAUCUAUCUAUCUAUCUAUCUAUCUAUCUAUCUAUCUAUCUAUCUAUCUAUCUAUCUAUCCAUCUAUCCAUCUAUCCAUCUAUCCAUCUAUCCAUCUAUCCAUCUAUCCAUCUAUCCAUCCAUCCAUCCAUCCAUCUAUCCAUCUAUCCAUCCAUCCAUCCAUCAUGGCAUGACACUAACAAGGAGCGGUCACAUGACUUGGUCAGCUGACGUGAAGUCCCCUCCUGAUUCGCUGUCGUUGCUGCAAGGAAACACCGAAGUGCCAACAGGUGUAAUCAAUCAGUGGUUCCUGUCACAACAAGCAGCACGUUCACAACCCCUUUUUUGAAAUCAACCUGAAGAAAACAACUUUGAAGUAAGCCUUUCUCUCUCAGCGGCCAUGUUUGCGGCCGCUACAUAUGUACAUAUGUUAAUUGUUAAAUUGUUUUUGGGUUGCUAGGUUACGGCUGAGUGGUUGAUUGAAAAGCUCUUCUAUACCAUCCCUAUUGAUUAUGUAUUGAUUAUGUGUAUGUAUAUAUGUAUAUAUGUCUCAAAGUGCUAAACGUAUUGCUAUCCAGUAAAGUGUGAUGAAUGCCACAUGAGGAAUUGAACUCUUACUAAAACUAUGAAGUGUAAAUUGACUAUGGCCAUCUUUAAGUGCAAAUGUACUUGUUUGGAAUGUGUUUAUCAAUACAUUUUGAUUGACAUGUUGAUGCCUGUUUGUGGCCUUUACAGGUCAGGUUUUUAUAGACGGCUUUGGUUCUGCACCAAGCAAGGAACCAACCCUUCAGAAGUGGCAUCGAACCGGUAGGACUGUCUUUCCUUUUGGCUCUGUGGACUUUGGAUAGUGGACUAAAGGAUGGAGGACCAUUCCUCCAGAGUGGAGUUCCUCAAUCCACCGUUAGCCCAGAAACUCAACAAACUGUUAUACCCAGUUGCUUUUGUUUGUCAUUUUGUUCACCUUACCCCCCCCCCCCAUUUACAAUAUAGCAUCUCACUGAAAAUCUCAGCAUGGCGUACAUGCUGACAUCAUCACCUCGACAUGGCCUAGACGUGACCUAGUCUUGGCCUAGACGUGACCUAGACAUGGCCUAGUUGUGACCUAGACGUGACCUAGAAAUGGCCUCAACGUGGCCUAGACAUGACCUAGAAAGGGCCUUGACGUGGCCUUGACAUGACCUCGACGUGGCCUUGACAUGACCUAGACUCGACAUGGCUCUUGACAUGACCUCAACGUGGCCUCGACAUGACCUCGACGUGGCCUCGACAUGACCUCGACAUGGCCCGGACAUGACCUCGACAUGGCCCGGACAUGACCUCGACAUGACCUCGACAUGGCCUACACAUGACCUCGACAUGGCCUAAACAUGACCUCGACAUGACCUGGACUCGACAUGGCCCUUGACAUGACCUCAACGUGGCCUCGACAUGGCCCAGACAUGACCUUGACAUGGCCUACACAUGACCUCGACAUGGCCUACACAUGACCUCGACAUGGCCUAAACAUGACCUCAACAUGACCUAGACUCGACAUGGCCCUUGACAUGACCUCAACGUGGCCUACACAUGACCUAGACAUGGCCUACACAUGACCUCGACAUGGCCUACACAUGACCUCGACAUGGCCUAAACAUGACCUCGACGUGGCCCAGACAUGACCUUGACAUGGCCUACACAUGACCUCGAUGUGACCUCGACAUGGCCUAUACAUGGCCCAGACAUGACCUAAAAAUGGCCUAGGUAUUUGUACACAUACAAAUACACAGUAAAAAACAGUAUAUAAGUACUUCCCAACGUAAUUGACUCAUCCAUGAUGUCAUUAUGCUAAUGCUUUUAUUAUGAGUAAUGAGAUGAUAUACGUAUAUUACAAUGGUGUCUUAUUGUCUUUCUGUUUACUACCAUGGGUCAUAUUUCUUCUAUGACUACUAUUACCACUAAUAUGUUUCAUUUCAGUAAUAUUACAGUCCAGGGUGUACCCCGCCAUCAUACCCGCGAUACCCGUGACCCUAGUCCUGUCCAUGAUGGUCUUUUAUAGCCAUCAUAGACAUUUGCUGAUGUUGUACUGUUUGUUGGUGUGGUUCUGUUAUUGUUGUUGUUCUAGUCCAGGGGUGGGCAAACUACGGCCCGGGGGCCACAUCCGGCCCGCCAAGUGAUUGAAUAUGGCCCGCCUGUUCUUUCCAAAAUAUUUCAUUGAAACUCAACGUACAACCUGGCAUCAUGGCUUGAGCCAACCUUUUGAUGGUCGAAGUAGCUGUUUUAUCAAUUUCGUUAUUUGAUGUGGUCUGAUGUUUACAAAAUACUCCUGAAAAAAGGGACACAAGCACAUAAUAAUAAUGAUUAAAAUAAUAAUAAUAAUACAUUCAUUUUCUACCGCUUAUCCUCAGGAGGGUCGCGGGGGUGCUGGAGCCUAUCCCAGCUGUCUUGGGGCGAGAGGCGGGGUACACCCUGGACUGGUCGUAAUAAUAAUAAUAAUAAUAAUAAAAAUACAUUUAUAACGCACUUUACAUCAAAUAAAUGAUCUCAAAGUGCACAUAUAGCAGACUACAUGACACUUUUACGUGUAAAAUAUGUGUAAAAAUAUACGUGUACAAAUGGACUGUCACGUGUAAAUUAGUAUAUAGUCCCCCCCCCCCAUCAAUUUUAUUAAAUCAAUGCGGCCCGCGAGUCAAAAAGUUUGCCCACCCCUGGUCUAGUCUCUCCUUGUAUUGUCCCCCUUGCAUUCCCCAGUAUCGUUUUCUCUUCUUUUCUAUCCCCUCCUGCUCUGGUGCAACGCUCCAAAUUUGCAUAACAAUAAAACAUCAAUUAAAGCCAAACAAUGGAAAUUGUCAAAUAGAAUCAGAGUCUCAAAGUGAUGCCCCCCGCCUCCCUCUAUUGGUAGGGUCUGGCGAAGUAAAUAAACGGCGGUUGCAAUUACAGGCUGGCUCUUUAUGUAUAUUCAUAUUUAAUCAAUUUAUGAGCAUUAGGUCUAUAUAUAUGUGUACAAAUGAUGGCCGUUGUACUUUUUGGGUUUGAUGCCCCAGUGUAGAAUUUAGCACUUUUGCAAAGGAAAAAAAGAGCACAAAAGACACAGGAUGGAUGAUUUCAGUCAGAAAUGUAUUAAAUUAAUCACUUUCAUUACUUUGACGAGCACAAUUUACAGUGAAAACCAGGCUAUGGUCCAUUAGUGCUUUAGACAGCAAUUCAUGAAUACAUGACUUGUUUAUAACACGCACGCACACACACACACACACGCACGCACACACACACAGGGCAGGUCACCUUUUAAUAGGAACAAACAUUUCGGUUGCAAGUCGUCAUCCGUGGACGUUCUUUAAAGCCUAUGAAAUAUUUAGUGCAUUUGAAACCUCAAUAGUAGCAGAUGAAAAAAAAACAAAACACUGAGGAGACAAACGGCAGUCACAGCACACGUGUAGCCUUUAAGGGACCAUAAACAGCAAUAUUAUUAUUAUUAUUAUUUUUAUUAUCAAUAGGAAGGAGCUGCUGAAUGGGACUCGAACACAGCUUAAUCCAAUAAAUAGAAAAUACACGCAGAAGAAAAGUGUACUAAUAUUGUGUUGAUUUCAUUACGGCGACGCCAAGCAGGUGAGGGUCGGUGGGGGGCGGAUGGGGGGUGUGUGUCAGGUACAGAAUCCACACGACACGAGACGUCCAUUCUUCAAAAGUCAUGCGAGUAACGGACACGGGGUUCACAGGACGGUGGACGAGUUGAGCACAGAGCAAUCAAUCAAUUGCAGACGGGAGGGAAAAGCGGAUUAGCACAAACACCCCCCCCCCCCUCCCCCCCCCCACCACCACCAACAAUGGGUGUAUUUGAUGGGGGCGGGCGGAAUGGGGGUGUUCCCAACUCCAGAGUCAUCCAUUUUGUUGCAUAAUGUCGGUUGGACGGGACUGAUUUCAUCUGACGGUGGGGGGGGGGGGGUGAAAGAAAGAAAAUAUUCCAGGAAGUGAAACCACACUGAAUUCGUCUCGAGGAGGAUGGAAUGUGGACCACAGAGAGACGCUUGUCCCAAAGACCCCAUCCCCGGUGUCACACGGCUCAUGGGGGGAUGGGGUACAUGGGGGGGGGACUACACCACGGCGAGGGUCUUCAUGGCACCAUUGAGCUCCACACCGGCUUCCUGCAUCUGAUACCUUAGGAGACACACGUGGCACACGGGGAUCAGUUCUUGUCCGCUUUAUGGACGCCCGCUUAACAAACUCACCAAUCGGUGACAGAGACGGCGAAGUGGACGGGCGGCCGCGGGGCGGCGCAGAGGUCGCCGGAGUCGUCGAGGCCGCAGGUGCCCAUGUUGGAGAAGAGGAGCCAGUCGCCCACGCUGAGCUCGGGCAGCAGGCAGCGCUCCACUACGCGGUCCAGCUGGUCCAGCGACGGCCCCCACAGGCUGCUGGGAUAGACCGCCUCCUGGGCGCGCAGCGCGUGCUGCGUGAAAACGACAGCGUCAGGGAUCAGCUUGGAAUCUUACCCGCAGUGACACGCUGGACGUCUUCCGGACGAGCACAUGGAAGACCUCCCGGAUAGGUAGAACAUGGCAGGGAACAAGGUCACGUCAAGGACAGGUGGAACUUUUGUCCUCGUCGUCCGCCUUCCAGCAUGCCUGGCAACAUGAUGUGCUCUUGUACACGUUAGAUCAGGGGUCUCAAACACGCGGCCCGCGGGCCAAAUGUGGCCCGCAGGACACUACUUUGAAAUUGAAGUAAAAACAAAAUUGAUAUUAACAAAAUAUAUAUUUUUUUAAAUUAAUAAAAUUUUAAAAAUCAGUUAUUAAUGAAAAAAAUAAUACAAUUAUUAUCUAAUAUUGCCAAAAUAAUUAAUUAAUUAACUCUUUGCCUAACCUAACUGACUAAACUAACCUCUUUGCCUCUAACCCAGGGGUCUCAAACACGCGGCCCGCGGGCCAAAUGUGGCCCGCAGGACACUAGUUUGAGGCCCCCGCCUUGAUAUGAAAGUUUAAUGUUUGAUAUGGAUGCUGUAUGGUAUCAUGUACCCAGAAAAAAUUAUUUACGUUUGAUUAAUGUUCAUGUUAAAGGUUAAAUAACUUAAUAGUUAUCCUCCCUAUCCGUGUGGAAGUGGUAAGUUUUUUGGCUAUUUAAGUUUAAAGGAAAUAACUUGAAGGCUACCGUUUAAGUCGCUAGCUCUCCAGUUUGCGAGUUAGCAUGUGUCUCAAGACCCUGCAGUUGCGCAAUAUGUUGUAAAUAUAAAAAGAGUGUAAAUGUUAGCUCCAGUGGCCCCCAAGUAAAUUGAGUUUGAGACCCCUGCGUUAGAUAAUUAGCCGCUUCUUUUUUUUUUAGCCGUUUGGUUAUCUUUAGAAUGCAGAGAAAGGACAAAGUCGCGUGUCCAUGUUCCACAUAAGGAUGGUGGAUGAUGAGCAACAUUCCCAUUAAAGUGGACGUUUCCUUUAAGCGGGACACUUCCUGUUGGGGAAGUCUGGGUUUCCCUACUAAGACUGCUGACCCGGAUAAGCGGAGGAAAAUGGAUGGACUUCCUGUUGAAAACAACACCCGCUUCCAGGUGAUUGAUUCACCUGGUCUACUAACCUUGGGCACGCAAGGUGCGGCGAUGGCGCUUCCCAGGAGCUUGAUGCCAAACGGACCAUAAACGCCCUCGUUCAUGUAGUACAGGAACUCGGUGUCGUCGCCGUUAUCGCCUGUUUUACGACGGCGAGGUCAGGAGAAGACGGGGGAAAAACAAGCAGAGAGGAAUGUGAGCGGCGGCUUUGUUAUGAUUACGCAACAUCUGACGCAACAAACGCGCUCAUGACCCACCUGGAGCUAAGCGGUCCCAGCGGCGGGUCGCCACCUCCUUGCCGAUCACGCUGACCGCCAGGCUGAAGGCCGACGCCACGUAGAAGCCGCCCGGCUGGGCCAGCACGUGCACGCCGGAGCGCGGCGGGAAGUAGGCGUCCAGCAGCGGGCUGAUGGCGGACUCCACCUGCGGGGCGGAACGACAACAAACCGCAUGUCAACACGUCUUAUCUCGGGGACGCCGAGCGGCGUGUCAAAGUCCGACCGAGCCAAGACAUCGACCUGUUUGAGUUGAGACUCCGAGCCGGUGAAUCCGGCGCCGAUGUCCAGGACGUUCAUGCGGAAGCCCAGCUCUUCCUGGAAGACAACACGACGGGGUCAGCGAGGGGGACUAAGCUGAUCUAGCGAGACGCCGCGUGCUCACCCCCAUGUCGAACACGCAGCGGGCAUCCGACAACGCGUGGCGGUAGGCUUCCCGUGGAUCCUGACAGGAGCUCGGGACGUGGAAGGCCACGCCCACCACCUGGACACCGAGCCCCUUGGCGGUCUCCAGCAGGCGCCGGCAGCUCUUCAGGGACGAACCGAAAGCCACGCUGGUCUCCGCCGCGUGCGCCGCGGUGCUCAACUGCAGCAGCAGCCUGGACGAGGACCGCGUGUGGCGUUAAUUUCACAUUAGCGUCCUCCGCCGGCGACGACUUUGACCACUUACUUGGCGCGCGGGUGGAGGCGGGAAAUCUUGGAGAGCUCGGCCUCGUUCUCGCAAACGAGAAGCUGGAUGUCGUUCUUGGAGGCGCACUUGAUGAGCGCCAGCUGCUUGCAGACGCCCGCCAGGAUGAUGUUGUCGGGCGACACGCCGUGAUCCAAGGCCAGGUUGACCUCCGCCUGGAGGACGCAACACAGGGACUCACUCCGGGUCUCCAUUUUUAGCCGCUCGCCUCGCUCAUGAACUAACCAGAAUGGGACCAUCUGCGUGCCUCUGCUUUAUUAACACACCUCACACAUGGUCUGACAGAGAAUAAGACCAUGUAGCAGGAGGGAUCGGAGUUGCUAACUUAGCCUCAUUGCUACAUUUAGACAGAUACUCUUUUUGCACAACAAUAACUAAUGAGAGAAACUAACAGAAACCCUGUUUACCGCCUUUAUUAUUAUUAUUAUUAUUAUUAGAGCCCUCUCGAUAACAACCCUACAGUCACAUUUAUGAUCCUAUUACGCAAUAUAGUAGACAUAACAGAAAAGACAUAGAAAACUUGGUUUCCACCUUCUAAAUCCACUUUUUACCCACUAGAGACCUCUAGACAUGAAAUAACAACCCUAUAGUCACAUAUAUGCUAUCAACAAAUAUAGUAGACAUAAGAAAAAAUAACAGAAACCCUUGUUUACCGCCUUGAUUAUUCUAAUUUUUAGAGCCCUCUCGAUAACAACCCUAUAGUCACAUUUAUGCUCCUAUUACCCAAUAUAGUAGACAUAACAGAAAACAAGACAGAAAACCUGUUUACCACCUUCUAAAUCCACUUUUUAACCACUAGAGACCUCUAGACAUGAAAUAACACCCCUAUAGUCACGUUUAUGCUCCUAUCACCAAAUAUAGUAGACAUAAGAGAAAAUAACAAAAACCCUGUUUAACGCCUUUAUUAUUAUUUUAUUAGAGCCCUCUCGAUAACAACCCUAUAGUCACAUUUAUGCUUCCAUUACCAAUAUAGUAGACAUAACAGAAAACAAGACACAGAAAACCUGUUUGCCACCUUCUAAAUCCACUUUUUAACCACUAGAGACCUCUAGACAUGAAAUAACAACCCUAUAGUCACAUUUACGCUCCUAUCACCAAAUAUAGUAGACAUACGAGAAAAUAACAGAAACCCUGUUUACCACCUUUAUUAUUAUUAUCAUUAUUAGAGCCCUCUCAAUAACAACCCUAUAGUCACAAUUAUGCUCCUAUUACCCAAUAUAGUAGAAAAUAAGACAUAUAAAUCCUGUUUUCCACCUUCUAAAUACAACCCGGUCUUCGGCGGCCAAAUCUGGUUCUUGGGACAUGGCCCGGACGCCUCCCUGGUGAGGUGUUCCGGGCAUGCCCAGCCGGGAAAAAGGCCGAGGACACGCUGGAGGGAUUAUGUCUCACAGCUGGCCUGGGAACGCCUUGAGUGUCCUCCCGGUGGAGCUGGAGGAGGUGGCCGGGGACCGGGAAGUCUGGGCUUCCAUACUGAGACCGCUGCCCCCGCGUGCCGGACCCGGAUAAGCGGAGGAAAAUGGAUGGAUGGGAAGAAUCUAUCCUAGCUCCAUCUUGUUUGUGACAUUAUAUAAGCGGUACAAGAACGUCUGAGCGCUCACCUUGUUGGCGCAGACGAAGCCCAGGCCCAAGGAGGAGAGCACCUCCAAGACCGCCGGGCUGCGGUUGCACCUGAGGGGGAAGUAGGGCUGCAGCCGCGGCACCAGGCGCUGCCAGGUGGCGUGCUGGCGCAUCAGAGCGCCCAGGUCGCCCACCAUGAAGGCGCUCUUCUCCACCUGCAAAAGACAACAUUGUCAGCUGGGGGACCACGCGGGACCUGGUGUGAACCCCCUCGAGUUGCUGUACCCACCGGGGCCUGCUCACAGAUGCGCUGGUCAAUGACGUCUUCGAGGGUGACGCCCCCCUCCAGGAGUUGGACGGUGUAGCCGGGUCCGUCAGUGAGUGAUCUCAUCUUAACCGUAUUCCACAAAGCCAAAAAUCAUAAAGA